Messenger RNA from Terrapene triunguis (Three-toed box turtle), 5028 nucleotides. RefSeq names its product discs large MAGUK scaffold protein 1 (gene DLG1). The transcript is spliced from 25 exons. Gene Ontology annotation, cellular component: neuromuscular junction; postsynaptic density membrane; neuron projection. The record is from RefSeq and is a predicted model, not a curated record. Gene Ontology annotation, molecular function: kinase binding. Gene Ontology annotation, biological process: chemical synaptic transmission; neurotransmitter receptor localization to postsynaptic specialization membrane. The coding region runs from base 488 to 3268 and encodes 926 amino acids. NCBI's taxonomy places the organism in Eukaryota, Metazoa, Chordata, Testudines, Emydidae.
GUGGGGGCGGCUAGUCUCUCCACAGCCUCCAGGCCGCCAUUUUGGUUGGAAAGUUUGGAAUUUCCAGCGGAGCGAGGCGGCGGUGGGAGGGAGCGCGCGCGAGAGCAGCCCCCGCCGCGCGGCCGUGAGGGAAUCUCGAGCGCCCGGGCCCCCUUCUCCCCCGGGGGGGAUCCGAGAGGGUAGCCGCCGCCCGAGCUCCGAGGCGGCUGCCCCGUCCCGGCUCCGCUCCGGACCCCCGGGGUCUGGUCUCGUCCUGCCCUCGAGUGUGGGGGAAGGCUCCUCCGAGCCCGGCGGGACCGGGCAGAGCGCGGGCCGCCCCCGCCGCAGCCCUAGCCCGCGCUGUCGGGAUCUGGCUGCCGGUCUUUGUCCCGCGCAAAGUUUGGGAGGGCGGUGGCCGGGCGCACCCUGCCCGAGCCGAGCGGCCGGAGUCCGGCUGUGCCUUACUCCCUGGGGUCGCUUCGGGCGCGGGCUGCUGCUGGGGAGCACCAUGCCUGUCCGGAAGCAAGAUACCCAGCGAGCUCUGCGCCUCCUGGAGGAAUACCGCUCCAAAUUGAGCCAAAGUGAGGACAGACAGCUGAGAAACUCCAUAGAGCGUGUCAUUAGUAUCUUCCAGAGCAACCUUUUCCAGGCUUUGAUAGAUAUUCAAGAAUUUUAUGAAGUGACCUUACUGGACAAUCCAAAAUGUAUUGAUCACUCUAAGCUAUCUGAACCAGUACAACAUGUGAAUACCUGGGAUUUCUCCAGCCUUCCAAGCACAACAGUGACAUCAGAAACACUGCCAAACAGCCUUAGCCCAAGUAUAGAGAAAUAUCGGUGUCAGGAUGAAGAUACACCUCCACAAGAGCAUAGCACCAAUGAGGUGACUGGUCCAGAGUUGGUUCAUGUAUCAGAGAAGAACCUAUCACAGAUUGAAAAUAUACAUGGAUUUGUUUCCCACUCUCACAUUUCACCAGUGAAGCCAACAGAAGCUGUUCCUCCCUCUUCUCCCAUUCUCCCUGUGAUCCCUGUCUCGCCAGUCCCUGCUGAGACCACUGUCAUCCCAUCCUCUACAUCGCAGGCAAAUCCUCCUCCUGUACUGGUGAAUACAGAUGCUUUGGAGACUCCAGCAUACGUUAAUGGCACGGAUGCAGAUUAUGAAUAUGAAGAAAUUACACUUGAAAGGGGAAAUUCAGGGCUUGGCUUUAGCAUUGCAGGUGGUACGGACAACCCACACAUUGGGGAUGACUCAAGUAUUUUCAUUACAAAAAUCAUAGCAGGGGGUGCAGCUGCUCAGGAUGGAAGAUUACGGGUUAACGAUUGCAUAUUACGAGUAAAUGAAGUGGAUGUUCGUGAUGUGACACACAGCAAAGCAGUUGAAGCAUUAAAGGAGGCAGGAUCCAUUGUGCGGUUGUAUGUCAAAAGAAGAAAACCAGUCACAGAAAAAAUAAUGGAGAUAAAACUUGUGAAAGGGCCGAAAGCAGGACUUGGGUUCAGCAUAGCUGGUGGUGUUGGAAAUCAGCAUAUUCCUGGUGACAACAGUAUCUAUGUAACCAAAAUUAUUGAAGGAGGUGCAGCACAUAAAGAUGGCAAACUUCAGAUUGGAGACAAACUUCUAGCUGUGAACAGUGUUUGCUUAGAAGAAGUUACACAUGAAGAAGCAGUGACUGCCUUAAAAAACACAUCUGAUUUUGUUUAUCUGAAAGUUGCAAAACCCACCAGCAUGUUCAUGAAUGAUAGUUAUGCCCCUCCAGACAUCACAAACUCUUAUUCUCAGCCAGUGGAUAACCAUAUCAGUCCAGCUGCCUACUUGGCACAAUCUUUGCCACCAUCAUCACCAGGAAGAUAUUCCCCAAUUCCCAAGGGAAUGAUUGGAGAUGAUGAGAUAACCAGAGAACCUAGAAAAGUUGUCCUACAUCGGGGAUCAACGGGGCUCGGUUUCAACAUUGUGGGAGGGGAAGAUGGAGAAGGAAUUUUCAUCUCUUUCAUUCUCGCAGGAGGGCCAGCUGAUCUGAGUGGCGAGCUCAGGAAAGGAGACCGUAUAAUUUCGGUAAAUGGUGUAGACCUUAAAGCUGCAACCCAUGAACAAGCAGCAGCAGCCUUGAAGAAUGCAGGCCAAGCAGUAACCAUUGUUGCACAAUACCGUCCAGAAGAAUACAGUCGUUUUGAAGCUAAAAUACAUGACUUACGGGAGCAGAUGAUGAACAGUAGCAUUAGCUCAGGAUCAGGAUCUCUGCGGACCAGCCAGAAGAGGUCCCUAUAUGUCAGAGCUCUCUUUGACUACGACAAGACUAAAGACAGUGGCCUUCCCAGUCAGGGACUGAACUUCAAAUUUGGCGACAUCCUCCAUGUCAUUAAUGCUUCUGAUGAUGAGUGGUGGCAGGCACGGCAGGUGACACCAGAUGGAGAAAGUGAUGAAACUGGAGUGAUUCCGAGCAAACGGAGGGUUGAGAAGAAAGAAAGAGCCCGCUUAAAGACAGUGAAAUUUAAUUCCAAAAUGAGAGGAGAUAAAGGGCAGUCAUUCAAUGACAAGCGUAAAAAGAACCUCUUUUCCCGAAAAUUUCCCUUCUACAAGAACAAGGACCAGAGUGAGCAAGAAACCAGUGAUAUUGACCAACAUGUAACCUCUAAUGCCAGCGAUAGUGAAAGUAGUUACCGUGGCCAAGAAGAAUACGUCUUGUCUUAUGAACCAGUCAGCCAACAAGAAGUCAAUUACACUCGGCCAGUGAUUGUUUUGGGACCCAUGAAAGACAGAAUAAAUGAUGAUUUAAUCUCAGAAUUUCCAGACAAAUUUGGAUCAUGUGUUCCACAUACUACCAGACCAAAACGAGAUUAUGAGGUGGAUGGCCGGGAUUACCACUUUGUCACCUCUCGAGAGCAAAUGGAGAAGGAUAUUCAGGAUCACAAAUUCAUUGAGGCUGGCCAGUACAACAAUCACCUUUAUGGAACAAGUGUCCAGUCAGUGCGGGAAGUAGCAGAAAAGGGGAAACACUGCAUUCUUGAUGUCUCUGGCAAUGCGAUCAAGAGGUUGCAGAUAGCCCAGCUGUACCCAAUCUCCAUUUUUAUUAAACCCAAAUCAGUGGAAAACAUCAUGGAAAUGAACAAACGUUUAACAGAGGAGCAAGCCAGGAAGACCUUUGAGAGAGCCAUGAAACUGGAGCAAGAAUUUACUGAACAUUUCACAGCUAUUGUCCAAGGAGACACACUGGAAGAGAUAUACAACCAGGUGAAGCAGAUCAUAGAAGAACAGUCUGGGCCUUACAUCUGGGUACCAGCAAAGGAAAAAUUAUGAAAAUUGAAAGAUUUUUGGUUUUCAUUUUCUAACUGACAUUACCUACUCAUUGACAACUUGUAACCCUUUUCAGUGGAGCCUGCCUCUAGCUCUUUCCAGUGUGGGUCACACACUAAACAUCACAUUCUGCAGUUCCCAAAAUUUUUUACAUUUGGUGUCUCUCUUAGUUUGGAUAAUUUGUAGUAUUCUGUGGUAGUGUUCAUUUGACAUUUUUCAAACAUGAAGGUCGAAUGGCCUGACCAGCUAUUAAGGUAGGGUUGGGGAAUUAUAUGGUAAAAUUCCUUAAUGUUUAAGGGAAAGUAAGUUUCAGAGAUUUUCAGAAAAGAUUUAUAUACAUUCUUUUAAAAUUUCAUAGCAUAUGAAAGAAAAGUCAUCUUACCCAAUGAUGUAAAUCGUGAGCAACUUUGCACACUUAAUUAUAAUAGCAUGGGUUGGCCAAGCAUUUAAUUUCAAGUUUUAGUUUGUGGGUUGACUUUCUGUUGUCGCAGCAAAUAUUUUUCUUUAUAAACAAUUAAUGUAACUUUUUUUUAAUUUCCAAAUUAAUGUAUUCAUUAACUUCCAUUAAUUCACAAGGGAUAUUCAUUUUCAAAAUUUCAUAAUGAUAUUCUUAUAGUCUAUUUUUAUUCAUUUUUUGCAUAUACAGUUGCUAGGGAUAAAGAUAUUUAAUGUUUUUAAUCUUACUCAUGCAACACUAUUUACAGUGUCUUACAAAAGUUGUUUAUGGAUUAUGGUCAUCACUCUUUUCUGAGUCGAAAACAUGUUUAGGUGCUAGGGAAGCUUGUAUUUUACAAAUGAAUAGCAAAUUUUCAUUGGCAGCAAAACAGAAAACACUUGCAGUGAUGGAUGAUCAUUAAGGCGAUAAAAAGAGAGUCAGAUUUGUAGUUUAAAACUGUGUGUCUCCUUAGAGGUGUCAGAUUUUAAUGAAUAUUUUACCCACAAUAAUUGCCUAUUUUGUUAUAAAAUGUUCUUUAACUAUAAACUCUGUAACUAUGGGAAUUAUUUUCUUUACAUAGUUGCGCACACAUAUAUAUAAAAUAUAUAUAUUUUUCUUUUCCCACCUACUCCUAACUUUUCUUUUUUUGUUUUUGUUUUGAGAAUAAAUACAAAUUAGAAUUUAUCUUCCUUAAUCAUGUGAAAUGAAAUGCGGUAUGGUGGCUGGGUAAAACAUCUGGGGGAUAUUAGCUAAAAGAAAAAAAUAUGGGCAAGUUCUCCUCUUUUCUACAAACAAUUUCAGAUGUUUGGUUUUGGGGUUUUUUCUUUUCCAUGUGAUGUGCAUGUUUUAACCAAUGGGAGAUUUCAGAGUCAACGGUCAGUUUUUAUGUACAUCUCAGACUGCAUCUGUGUCAUAUCUUCCAUGGUGGCUCUGCACUGGAGAGACACAGGCCUCUGAUCUGAGCAAUUAUAAAUACAUUUCUGCAAAAUAUAGAACUAACAUUAUUCAUUCCAUUUGUCAGAAAGAGGAGAACAGCUAAUAAAGUUUAUUGUACAACAUAUUUUUGUGUGUCUUUAAUUAGAUAAUCUAAAAUACAGGUGAUGUAGAAAUAAGAAAUUAAGUUUGCAAACAAUAAAUUGGCAGGAACAGUAAAUAAUGAGCAACGAUGUGAUAGAGGAACAUUGAAAAACUAGUAUGUGGGCCAAAGAAGUUCAGUGUAGUUAAAGUAAAUGCAGGUUAGAUCUUGGGGCAAGGAGUUAAGUAAUAAGCAUGUGUGAGAGAACAAAGUAUUGCAGAAUAUUGGUAGAUUUGGGAAUCCUGUCAAUGU